Miniopterus natalensis is the source of this 2488-nucleotide messenger RNA. The record is from RefSeq and is a predicted model, not a curated record. Lineage: Eukaryota; Metazoa; Chordata; Mammalia; Chiroptera; Miniopteridae.
AUGAGCGAUGAAGUCACUGGCCACUGCCCAAUCUCCCCCGCCCUCUGGUGCAUGGCGUGGGCUAAGCUGUCCUCCUGGCUUCCCACUCCAGUCUGCCUUUCUGUCUCAAUCGGACUCCAGGUCUCUCCCCAUUUUCUGCCCCGACGGAGGGGGGCUGUGGGAGAACUGGUUGUGAGGAGGGACCUGGAACCCCGCAGAGCUUCAGCCUUCCUGGCCCAGGGGCUCCGCGCUGAGGCGCCCCUGCGCCCUGCCGCGCACCUGCCUCCGGGGCAGCGCUCUGGGCCUCGGGGUGGGGUGAGGCCAGCGCCUCCCCCUUGUCAUGGUUCUUCUUUCUCCUUCAGUCCACGUCUCUCAUGGAAAAGAAUCAUGAACAUCUUGUUUCUGCCAUUGAUCUCAUCAAGUUUUGCUCGUCGGGCGAAACAUGAAAAGUACAUUCAUUUUUUGGAUGAUGCGCCCCAGAUGCCCCUGCACAGUUUCAAUUGGUCUCACCUGACUCCUCUUGAGCUGCGGAGCCGAGCUGUGGGACUUCAGACUGGAAGCACGCACGGGAGUGGGCCCUACUUCACACUGGAGGGCCAGAGGUUCCUGAUCUUCGGGGGCUCCAUCCACUAUUUCCGGGUGCCCAGGGAGUACUGGAAGGACCGCCUCCUGAAGCUGAAGGCCUGCGGCUUCAACACCGUCACCACCUACAUUCCAUGGAACCUCCACGAGCCACAGAGAGGCACGUUUGACUUCUCUGGGAACCUGGACCUUGAGGCCUUUGUCCGGCUGGCUGCAGAGAUUGGGCUGUGGGUGAUCCUGCGUCCUGGCCCCUACAUCUGCAGUGAGAUCGACCUCGGCGGCUUGCCCAGCUGGUUACUGCAGGACCCCAGGAUGACCCUGAGAACAACCCACAAGGGCUUUGUGGAAGCAGUCGAUCGAUAUUUUGAUCAUCUGAUUGCCAGAAUGGUUCCUCUCCAGUACCGCCAGGGAGGCCCCGUCAUCGCCGUGCAGGUGGAGAACGAAUACGGGGCGUUCUCGGUGGACCCAGAGUACAUGCCUCAUCUUCAGAGGGCCCUGCUGAGAAGAGGGAUUGUGGAGCUGCUCCUGACCUCAGACGCGGAUGGCGAAUACCAAAAAGGCAGCAUAGAAGGAGUGCUGGCCACCAUCAACAUGAACUCAUUUCAGAAGUAUUCCUUGAAGAACCUUCAUAGUAUGCAGACAAAUAUGCCCAUUAUGGUUAUGGAAUUCUGGGUCGGCUGGUUCGACACAUGGGGAGAUAAACACAUGGUUAAAGACGCCCACCAUGUUGAAACGACUGUGUCUAAAUUCAUCAGAUUUAAGAUCUCCUUCAACGUGUAUAUGUUCCAUGGUGGAACCAACUUCGGUUUCAUAAAUGGGGCCACAAAUUUUGGGACGCACAAAAGUGUUGUCACUAGCUAUGACUAUGACGCUGUGCUGACGGAGGCCGGGGAUUACACAGAGAAGUAUUUCAAGCUUCGAAAACUCCUUGGGUCCGUCUUAGCAUUUCCCCUGCCCCCCUUACCCAAGCCCACUCCGAAGGCUGUGUAUCCUCGUAUUCGACCAUCCCUGUUCUUGCCACUGUGGGAUGUCCUACGGUACGUAAGUGAGCCCGUCAUAUCUUAUCAAUCAGUCAACAUGGAGAAUCUUCUGAUAAAUAAUGGAAGUGGUCAGUCCUAUGGAUUCGUGCUUUAUCAGACUGAGAUCUGCUCUGGAGGUUUUCUCCAUGCUCACGUUGAAGACGACGCACAGGUGUUUUUGGGGGAGACAAGGAUAGGAACUCUGGGUUAUAGUAAUGACAACUUACACGUUCCUAAAGUCAAGGAAUGCCAGCUCCUGAGGAUCCUGGUGGAAAAUCAAGGACGAGUGAAUUUUUCCCGGAAAAUUCAAGACCAGCAAAAAGGAUUAAUUGGAUCUGUCACCAUCAAUAACACUCCCCUGCAGCAUUUCACUAUCUAUUCUCUGGAAAUGAAAAUGAGCUUCUUUGAGAGGCUCCGCACUGCCCCUUGGAAGCCUGUCCAAAGCAACCACUCAGGCCCUGCCUUCUAUCUUGGUACCUUGAAGGCCGGCUCUUCUCCCAAGGACACCUUCCUGAGCCUGCCGAAAUGGACUCACGGAUGUGUGUUUAUCAAUGGACGUAACCUUGGGCGAUAUUGGUUUGUUGGACCACAGAAAACACUUUACCUUCCUGGUGCCUGGCUUCAUCCAGAUGACAAUGAGAUCAUUGUGUUUGAAUUAAGCAACAGUGGUUCAUACAUCGAAAGUACGCAUGUACCCAAGCUUUAAGACGGUGUUGUAACGUUCUUUGUGGAUUGUUGGAGUUCGUCUACAGGCAGUUUGUCAGGAGGAAGAGGGAUGUCUAGAAUAUCAAACACACUGUUGUCUGCAAUAGCAAAUAUGUGAAAAUAAUACUCAAUAGGGAAAUUGUUAUAUAUAUUGUAGUAUAAUCAGAUGCUGCCUAUUUGUAGGCCUUAAAAAGUCUUCAAAU